UCGCCCAGUCGUUUGCCGUUUGUCAACCGUUAGCCAGCGUUUGCCGUGAGCGCUAGUUUCUUGCAAGGAAUUUAUAUAUAUAUAUUAAUAUAUAUAUAAAGUAGAAGCAAGUGAUAGCAACUGAAUCUGAAUCCGCAAAAUCUGUGUAUAAAUUAGUCGCCAGAAACCCAAAUAGUUCAACUAAUACUAUUUAGUGUUCAGCUAAAAAGUGUUUCAAGCAUAUUUCAACAAAAAUGCAGUACAUCUAUGUGAUUAGUGCGCUGAUUUUGGCCAUCGCCGUGCAGCAAGGAUAUGCCAUCAAGUGCUUUGUCUGCAACAGCCACAAAGACGCCAACUGUGCGCUGGACAUACCGCCGGACAAUCUGCUGAAGGACUGCGAUGAGCAGUACUCGUCCCGCGGCAAGGGGAUUCCCACGUACUGCCGCAAGAUUACGCAGAUCAUCGAGUUCUCGGUGAACAGCCUGCCUCCGGAUAGCCGUGUGAUUAGGACCUGUGCCUAUCAAAACCAGACCUCCACCAACUAUUGCUAUCAGCGUGCCGGCUUUGGUGGUCGGCAGGUGGUCUGCUCCUGCGAUACGGAUAACUGCAACGGAGCCGGAGCGAUGGGCGCAUCGGCGGUGGGCGUGGCAGCCAUGGUGGGCCUCCUGCUGAGCGCCCGUCAGUAUCUGCAGCGUUAAAGACGAGAAUCGAGGGUGUCCCUCAGUUGUUUUUGUUUGUUUUAUCGAUGCAUCCACCCAGUUUUUCUUUCGUAUUGCUGCUGCUGACUCUUUGACUUCUGUGACACUUUCACCGCUUUCUCCCGCCCCCCUCACAUCAUCAACAAGGUCCACUCGCAGAGCUGCUCCAGAGCCAGCUCUGGCCCAGCCUGAUUUUGUAACAUUUUUUGAAUGGAGAACCGUAAAAGCUUUAUACAAAGUAUUGAAUAAUAACAUAAUUCCCUAAAUAGAAGUGUAUAUAAAAAACCAAAGAGAGCAUGUAAACAAUUGGCCAAUAUAAUCGUUCAAAUCUUUUUACAUUAACAGGCAUUUUGCAACUAACGUAUUAAACGAAAUCAAGGAAAAUAACGAAUAAAUAAAACUAAACCCUACCGCAGUUGAAAGUAUUAAACAAAUCGAAAAUAACGAAUAAGUCAAAGAUGGCCACAAAGCUAACGAUGUUAAAAUUUAAGGUUACACACAAAAUAAAAGUAGUACAUAAUAAAUGUUAA
Molecule: messenger RNA, 1207 nt
Organism: Drosophila sechellia
Lineage: Eukaryota; Metazoa; Arthropoda; Insecta; Diptera; Drosophilidae
Exons: 4
Coding region: 234-677 (147 amino acids)
Biological process (GO): positive regulation of voltage-gated potassium channel activity; regulation of synaptic transmission, cholinergic; sleep
Source: RefSeq, a predicted model, not a curated record